This is a messenger RNA of Dibothriocephalus latus, 918 nucleotides long. NCBI's taxonomy places the organism in Eukaryota, Metazoa, Platyhelminthes, Cestoda, Diphyllobothriidea, Diphyllobothriidae. The record is from the annotation of a GenBank genome assembly.
AUGGUGGAAAUGAACGAUACAAGUGUUCCCUCAGAGACUUUAUGUCUUCAUCGACACGUCUAUAUGGAUGAACCAGAGCUUCUCAAACGUCUUUUGCAGACAAUGCGUUUCGGAACGUGUAACACCCAAGAUACUUAUGACUGUAUCGAUCACCUUCUGGCCAAUGGUGCACGUGUAGACAUACGGAACGGGUGGGGCUGGACCCCAAUUGAUGAGGCAAUUUGUCGGAAAAACUCUCCUGUUGCCUUCAAAUUGUGGCAUCUUAUGCGAACUGCAGAUCAGGAGAGGGCCGAGCGUCUCUUCUUUGAGGACUUCCUCACGAAGGUGCCUGACGCUGAUAUUGAUUUGGAGUGGGAGUUACACAGUUGGGGUACGUGCACCUUCACUGAACUUGCGUACUCGACAUUAUUACGGAUACCGAGUAUUCCAUUACCUGUGGUUCAUGCACUGGUUCGAAAUAAUACUGCUCUGAAGUCGUUCUUUCAACAACAGUACCGUCUUCAUGCCCUCCACGGUUUUAUUCUUUUUCACUCGAUCUCCUACUACUGUUAUAGGGUGGACAUGUCUUUGAAGGGCUUCCAGGAUUUUAGCUGGCUUCGAGGGGAUAUUAGCUUCCUCUUGGACGGUAGCCGCCUCUUUGACGAAAAAGUGGUUAUGCUCGAUCAUGACCAAAAGCUUUACGAGUGCGUUACAAGCCAGCUAUCGGAAGUAGAUUCAACUCAGUUUGAUCUGGAAUGGAGUCUGAUCGCAAACUCGCCAGUGGUCGCUCUUCGUUUUCUGCACGAUAAUCUCUCCUGUGUUCCCAACUACAGUGGUUGGUUUAAUUCGGAGCAACAGAAAGUUGACCAAGUAAGCCUGCCGAGUCUGUCUUGCUGUUUAUUCCUUUUGACUAACAAUUCUACCCGAUUUUUAAUGUAA